Messenger RNA from Scatophagus argus, 992 nucleotides. RefSeq lists its product as uncharacterized. The transcript is spliced from 5 exons. Gene Ontology annotation, cellular component: endoplasmic reticulum. Gene Ontology annotation, biological process: sterol biosynthetic process. Bases 139 to 771 code for a protein of 210 amino acids. The record is from RefSeq and is a predicted model, not a curated record. Lineage: Eukaryota; Metazoa; Chordata; Actinopteri; Scatophagidae. Gene Ontology annotation, molecular function: sterol 24-C-methyltransferase activity.
GAGAAUGACAGACGACGGAACAGAGCAGCGCAUGCGCGUGUAUUAGGACUUCCUCGAGCUCCUCCUGCUCUUACGUAACAGAACGCCAAACAAACCGACGGCUGCCACCACGGUGUGCUAAACGACAGACUGUACGUGAUGUGGACUGAAAAACUGGGGAAACAGUUGGGCCACCCGACACAAUCAUUGGCAGGGUGGCUGGUCAGUAAGUGGCUCAAAGCGUACAACCAGGCCAUUGAGGAGAAUGCUGUGCGGCUCAGCGGGAUCCAGCCCGGGGAUACAGUACUGGAGCUGGGACACGGCCCAGGACUGGGUCUCGAGUUUGCAGCCAAACUGCUCACAGAGCCCACAGGCCGCCUUAUAGGAGUGGACUACUCACAGUAUAUGCAUCAGAUGGCAAGUAAUCGACUGAAGGAACUUAUUGCCAGUGGGAAAGUGACCCUACACCACUGUGACGUAGCAACAAUGCCUCUGGCAGACUGCACUGUGGAUAAAGUCUUUCACUGUAACUGCUACUACUUCUGGCCUGACCUCAGGAAGGGCGCCACAGAGAUACACCGGGUAAUGAAACCAGGAGGCCUAAUGGUGACAACACUGAAGCUGUCCCGUGUGGCUGCAGCUGCAGGAAAGCAAUUGUUGCCACGGGAGACGUGGCGCCCGGAGACCUACAUGGCAGCUCUGAGAGACUCUGGCUUCACCGAUGUCAGAAUGGAAAACAAACAGCAUGAACGCAUUACUUUUGAGGCUAUCUUUGCCACUGCUCAAAAAUGAGACUGAAACCAAAAUGUGUUCUGAUUCUGAACGCCAAAACACACAAGGUGAAAUACAUAUUAUUCUUAUUUGUGAUUUUGUAGUGUAUGCAUCCACCGUGCUAUAUAGGCCUAAUCAAAUGAAAAAACAUAUUGAAUAAUGAUUUGGCCUUUUGCUUUUAGCAACUGUGACGUGACAUGAAUUUUCUAUGCCACAUUAAACUUAAAUCACAACACAGAAAA